Boeremia exigua is the source of this 2220-nucleotide messenger RNA. RefSeq names its product PPPDE putative peptidase domain-containing protein. NCBI's taxonomy places the organism in Eukaryota, Fungi, Ascomycota, Dothideomycetes, Pleosporales, Didymellaceae. The transcript has 3 exons. Gene Ontology annotation, molecular function: peptidase activity. The record is from RefSeq and is a predicted model, not a curated record. Gene Ontology annotation, biological process: protein modification by small protein removal. Bases 159 to 1964 code for a protein of 601 amino acids.
CGUCACCACCGCUGCCUGCAACGAACACUACAAAGCUUCGUGGAUCCGUGUAACAUUCAGUGUAAUAACCAGACAUACGCGCUUUCUUCCAUCACACGCAAGGUCGCAUUCGCUUGUAUCCCGGACCAAAUCGCGCGGUCAAACACGAAGCCGUUACGAUGGAUGUGCAACUGUACGUGUAUGACCUCUCACAGGGUCUUGCACGUAAUAUGUCACGACAGUUUCUCGGAAUCCAGAUAGACGCCGUGUACCACACAUCGAUCGUCUUCGAGGGGAUCGAAUAUUAUUACGGUGGAGGCAUACAGACAUGUCGAGCUGGUACUACACACCAUGGUCGACCGAUGGAAGUUAUCAAGCUAGGACAGACAUCGUUGCCGCUGGAGGUCAUACUGGAGUAUCUCGAAUCGUUGAAGACCAUAUACACAGCAGAGGCAUACGACUUGUUCCUGCACAACUGCAAUAACUUUUCGAACGACUUUGCUAUGUUUCUCGUUGGCAAGGGCAUACCAGCGCACAUCACUAGUCUGCCUCAGGACGUCCUCAAUACACCUUUCGGUCAGAUGCUCAAGCCGCAACUUGAUGCUAUGAUGCGUCCUAUCACGCAAGCACCCACUCCUCAGCCUAUGCAGCCCGUUGCACCGGCGCGCUCGUCAGUUGCUGCAAGCAUGACCAAUGGUGCAACUAACGGAUCUGCCAUCGCGACCGAAACAGGACGAGUCAACAACGUCACCACGAUCAAGGAGGUCGACAGGCUACUGUCGCUGGCCAAAGACCGCGGUGCCAUUAUAUUUUUCACGAGUGCAACUUGCGGUCCCUGCAAACUGGUCUACCAGCCUUAUGACGAUCUUGCUGCAGAAGCAGGCUCGAAAUGUCUUUUCCUCAAAAUAGACUUUACCCGUGCAGACGCCUCUAUCAACACACGCUACCCGAAUGUUAGAGCAACGCCGACGUUCAUCACUUACAGCAAAGGAGCUAAGCGAGAUGAGUGGAGUGGUGCGGAUCCUCGACAGCUACGCAGUAACGUAGAGUCGUUGCUGAAUGCCACUUUCCCGCCACACCCGCAUCUUUCGCAGAGCACGCCAAACCUGCUACGCCAAAGUCAGCGACCGAUCGUAUUCUCAAAGAUUCCACCACUCGAGAAGCUGGUUGCAAAGAUGGGCGGCGCUGGCAAAGAUACUGCAGUAGCUUCGAUAGUCUCGUUCAUCAACACUCGCGAGAAGUCAGGAGCGAUUGAGGCGCCCUUGACACAUCUGCCGCAUUUUGCAAGCUUCCUGAGGAAUAGCACAACCCAACUGUCUUCGGACUUACUGUUUACAGCAUACGAUCUCCUCAGGGUCGCGCUCACAGAUGUUCGUGUCGCUGGGUUCUUUGCGGAAGAACACAAAGGUGCCAUCGGUACACCAGCAACAAUUCACCAUCUCCUUCAACACGUGGAAGAAUUGGGCGAAUCGGCGCCUUACCCACUGCGUCUUACGACCCUGCACCUUGCAUGCAAUCUCUUCAACUCUCCACUCUUCGUACCUCACGUGCUCGCAGCACCACUAUCUUCGACUCUUAUCUCUAUUCUCACGACAUCUCUUCUCGACGACAAACGCCCAGCACUCAAGGCCUCAGCACUCAGCCUCGCUAUGAACCUUGCGUCCUCAAACCAUCAGAUCCGUAUGAAGAAACACGGCGGCAAUGUUGCGCACACACUCUCCUCUGCGUCCGAGCUUGAGGAAUCAGAGCAGACCGAACUUCUGGCUUCUCUACUUGAGACUCUAGGUGCCGAAGAGGAGUGGACCGAGAACAAGAAGAUGGCGCUCAUUGCAACGGGUUGGCUUGCCUACGGUGCUGAUACGGAUGGUGAACUCAGGGACCUUUGGCGCGUCAUGGACGCUGCAGGGACCGUGAGUAACAUCAAGGCUGUUGCUACUGAAGACAAGUUGCUUGUGAAGGAAGUGCAGAAGCUUUUAGAGGCGUAGAUCAUUGAAGCUUAGAUAUAUACCCCUGCAUUGUAUAGACUAAUUUGUAUUUCAGCGCCGUGGUCUCCUUUCCUCGCAUUCUUCGUCCAACAGGAGUCCUCAGAAUCACGUUCUCAAGCGACAUGGAAAAGGACACACCGCCCACUUGCUCAAUCCCCACGGAUGGGCCAGGCCACCAUGUUGCUCCAGCAUCAGUCUACGAUCUCCUAUCUCCUAACCAACAUACGCGUCUCACCAACGUCUCCCUCAAACGCCU